Nilaparvata lugens (brown planthopper) is the source of this 292-nucleotide messenger RNA. Its product is annotated as 1-phosphatidylinositol 4,5-bisphosphate phosphodiesterase gamma plc-3-like. The transcript has 2 exons. The annotation marks the transcript as partial. The record is from RefSeq and is a predicted model, not a curated record. Lineage: Eukaryota; Metazoa; Arthropoda; Insecta; Hemiptera; Delphacidae. Gene Ontology annotation, molecular function: phosphatidylinositol-4,5-bisphosphate phospholipase C activity. Gene Ontology annotation, biological process: positive regulation of epithelial cell migration; phosphatidylinositol-mediated signaling; lipid metabolic process.
UUUUCCAGUGAUCCUGUCGAUCGAGGACAACUGUUCGCUGCCGCAACAGCGCAACAUGGCGGUGACAAUGCAGGAGGUGUUUGGUGACAUGCUGCUGGUGCAGCCCGUUGCCAAGCACGAGACGCGGCUGCCGUCGCCCUACAGUCUGCGCCACAAGAUCAUUCUCAAGCACAAGAAGUUGCCAGAGGGUGGAGACGAGGCUUCGGUCAUGAUGAAGCCCGAACAAGGUAAAGAAAUGGACCUGCGAAACACGGGAAAAAGGGCAUAUUGUACCUGGAAGAUCUGUCGAUAA